AUGAGCACCACCGGGGCGGCCACGGGAUCGGCUUCUUGCCGCUUCGCCCACUACUUCGUCGUGUGUGGACUGGACCCGGAGACGGGCCUGGAGCCGGACGACGGAACAGGUGAAAGCUUUGAACAGAGCCCCAUUCACCGCUCCUUCAAGUCCAGAGUUCUCGUCCACUACCCCGAAAGCACGGACAGGAACCCCUUCAAUAAAGAUGCAGUUAACAUGCUCUGCAUGCCUCGGGGUCUUUCCUUCCGCACUCAAGCCGACCGCCUGGAGUCUCACUUCCACUCCUUCACGGUGGGUUCGGAAGAAGGCUCGCGUUCCUACGGGUUCGUCCACACCUUCUACGAGGAGGUGACUGGCUCGCAGAUCAUCACGGCCAUGCAGACGCUCCACCAAAUGCACCACGUGGAGCACCACUCGGCUUCGUCCUCGUCGGCUUCUUCGUCGGCUUCCUCGCCGUCCACGUCCAGCAUGGACUCGCUGGUGAGCAGCUUGGACGAAUCCGACGGCGAUUCCUUAGCCGCCGGGAACGCCGCCGCCUGCCUGGGCUGUGCCGGCGGAUUCGACUCGACUCACGACACGCUGUACGUGUCCAAAGCGCUCUGUUUGCUGACGCCGCUUCCUUUCCUGGGAGCUUCUCGACACUUCCUGUCUCAGUUGCACCGAGCCGUGGCGUCGCAAACGGCGCCGCCUCUGCCGUUGGAAAGUUAUAUUCAUAACAUUCUUUACGAGGUGCCGCUGCCUCCGCCCGGACGCUCGCUGAGGUUUCACGGCGUGCAAGGGCCCAUCUUGUGCCAGCGGCCCGGCCCGGGUGAGCUCCCGCUGGGAGAGUAUCCAUUGGGGGAAGCCUUCUCCUUGCUGGGUGUGGAAAACAUGGUGCAACUACUUACCUGCUCACUGCUGGAAACGCAGAUCCUGCUCUACUCUCAAGACUACCAGCGCUUGAUGACAGUCGCCGAGGGCAUCACCACCCUGCUCUUCCCAUUCCAGUGGCAGCAUAUCUACCUGCCUAUCAUCUCCACACCUUUGCACCACCUCCUGGACGCUCCCGUGCCCUUCCUGAUGGGCAUCCAGCGCAGGGACGGCGUACAGCGAGCCUCCCUCCACUUGCCGCACGAGGCCAACCUUUGCUUUGUGGACAUUGAUAGCCACCGCGUGGACGCCCCCGAAGGUCUCCCGACCUUUCCAGACCAAGCCGAGCUAGUCCGGGAACUAAGUGAGAUCCUACAGCAAGGAGGCGCCCUCACCAGAGCCACCUCGGCCUCCUCUCAGAUGGGCAGUUUAGUCCUGGAGGAUCUCAUGGAGGACAGAAGGAACGGGAACCUUGGAGGCGAUGAACUGGAGGUCCUGGAGAGGUUGCAGGCUCUGGCUUGGAGGUGCAGCGGAGACCAGACUUCCAGCGAAGGGAAGACGCUGGGUUGUGUGUGGAAGGAGGAAGAAGAGGCUCUCGGUGUUGCUAAGACGAACAUUCGGCUGAGGGAGGUGUUUGCCGGACGUUUCGCCGCCAUCUUCGGGCGCUACGAGGAAUUUGUCAUCCACAGCGCGCACGAUUUGGAUUCCUGGAUGAGCAACAGAGAGGGAACGCUCAGCUUUGACAAGGGUGCCUUCCUGGCAGCUCAGCCCGAGACCCAUUUGCACUUCCUGUCCCGCUUCCUGGAGACGUCCAUGUUUUCCUCUUUCGCCGACGGCAAGGUGAUUUCACGCUGGGCCGAGCGCGAGCCGCUGCAGCAGCUCUUUGACAGUCGACUGGAAAGGGAGCGACUCUACGACACGGAACGAGCAGACUCUCCUGCCGGUCGCUACAGGAAAUGCGCCACGAUAUUUGAGUCAGCUCAGGCCAUUGAACGCAGGCUGCUGAAGGCCGACCACACCGCCAUCCACCCGCACCUCCUGGACAUGAAGAUCGGCCAAGGUCGCCACCAGCCGGGCUACUUCCCCAAACUGCAGGCUGAUGUUCUCGCGCACUCGCAGAGCACCAACAAGCGGUCCAGUCGUGUCACAGCAUCACGCAAAUGCGACACCAGGAGGACGUCAUCGGCAGCAGAUCUCACGGGACUGGACGCAGAACAAAGACAGAAACACUCACUAGCAAGGAAGCACUUAAACCAGCUGAAGUUUCUGGACCUGUCUCCUCAAGUCAUCGCUCAGAUCCACAGGGAUUUUGUUCAAGGGCUCCUGAGCGAGUGUCGAUUGAAGACUAAACGUAUGUUGAUGGAGCGAAUGGGAAAGGAGAGUGUAGAAGUGGGUCAGGGGGAAGCCAACAUCACAGGUCUGCAAGAAAACACACUAAUUCACGGUUUGUGCGACCUACUAGAAAGAACCUGGGGCCACGGGCUGCAAAUGAAACAGGGAAAGUCAGCUCUUUGGUCCCACCUGCUUCAUUACCACGCCGCCCUGGAGAAGAAAGAGGUGCCGGCUGAGUCUCCAGGUAGUUCAGUGACAGAGCAAAGAGCAUGUGAUGAUGGUGCUGUUCUCCCAAGAGGAUCCUUGCUGCAUGAUAUGAGGUUUAUCCAGACGAUGAGUGACGGCCUGUCCGAAGUGGGUCAAGCCCGGGCUUGGAUCAGCUUGGCCUUGGAGAAAAAGAUGCUCUCGCAGCACCUGAAAGAGUUACUUACAAACCAGGAAUUGCUGAAACAGUUAUACAAACCUCAUGCUUUCCUUCUCUGCGAGGAAGAAAGAGAGCAGUUUCUUUUCCACCUUCUUUCGCUCAACACGGUGGACUACCUCUGCUUCACUCACGCCUUCGCUUCUAUCAACAUUCCUUAUCGAGUGGCCAUCAUUCCCAUGAAGAAGCUGAGCAUCGCCAUGGCGACCGUCAACCCGUGGGUAUGCGUGUCUGGAGAAAUGGGAGAUUCAGGAGUGAGGCAGAUUCCUAAGAAUACGCAGGAGAUUUUUUUCCAGUGUAAGAACCUGGGCCGACUAAGCACGUUACAACUGGGACAGGAGAACUCGGGACUUUUGGCCAAGUGUCUCAUCGACUGCGUCAUGGUCUACAAUGAGAUCACAGGCCACACGUAUAAAUUCCCGUGCGGCCGCUGGUUGGGGAAAGGCGUGGGGGACGGCAGCCUUGAGCGAGUCCUCAUCGGUCAAUUAGUGUCGCCUGGUGGAGAGGAAGAUUCCGGAAGGUGGACGGGAACGCCGCCGGAGCUCACCUCGCCUUCUCAGGGCGUUCGCGCCGUUCUGGGCUCACUUGCACACCGGACGAGAGUGCUGUCCGUUGAAGUGCACGAAGACAUGAGAGAAGCGGCUAAUAACCUCGUCAAGCACUUUCACAAACCUGAGCAAGAGAGAGGCAACCUGACCGUGUUACUAUGUGGCGAGGGAGGUCUGGUUCCGUCUCUGGAAAAGUUCCUCCUCCACGGCUUCAAAUUCAGCCGUCUUUUCCAGAGAAAUGUCUUUGUGUGGGACUUUGUGGAGAAAGCGGUGGUUUCCAUGGAAACGGCCGACCAGCCGGGCUACCCGCCGGGUUCUAUGCUGAUAAAAGAGCCACCCUGCGAAUUGCUCUGCCACUACGUCAACUCCAUUAGCGCCUCGCCGCGAAACAUUGGGAAAGAGGGAAAAUUCCAGCUUUUGGUUUGCUUGGGAGUCAGGGACCGCCUUCUCUCCCAGUGGCUCCCCCUUCUGGCCGAGUGUCCACUGACGUCAAGGACCUACGAGGACGGCGCCCUGAUGCGCGAUCGCGCCGCCGUCGGCUCGCUCUCACGCAUCUUGCACACGCUCAACGAAUUCGCCGUCACGCUGGAGUCGUCUCUGGUCAAAGGCGUGGCCCUCUGA
Molecule: messenger RNA, 3771 nt
Organism: Nerophis lumbriciformis (worm pipefish)
Lineage: Eukaryota; Metazoa; Chordata; Actinopteri; Syngnathiformes; Syngnathidae
Source: RefSeq, a predicted model, not a curated record